This is a messenger RNA of Venustampulla echinocandica, 1050 nucleotides long. Its product is annotated as 3' exoribonuclease family protein. Gene Ontology annotation, biological process: exonucleolytic trimming to generate mature 3'-end of 5.8S rRNA from tricistronic rRNA transcript (SSU-rRNA, 5.8S rRNA, LSU-rRNA); nuclear polyadenylation-dependent mRNA catabolic process; U5 snRNA 3'-end processing. The transcript has a single exon. Lineage: Eukaryota; Fungi; Ascomycota; Leotiomycetes; Helotiales; Pleuroascaceae. The record is from RefSeq and is a predicted model, not a curated record. Bases 1 to 1050 code for a protein of 349 amino acids. Gene Ontology annotation, cellular component: cytoplasmic exosome (RNase complex); nuclear exosome (RNase complex).
AUGGCCUCUACCGCAUCCCAACAAACUCUUUCUUUCCCCCGCGAAACUUUUGCGAAACUCUCUCCCCAUCCAUAUCUCCUCGCACAUCUCCAUCCAGCCUCCUCGUCCGCGACUUCUCCCUCCCCCUCCACACGCGCAAACGGCAGAACACCAACCCAGUUCCGCGCGCCACACAUCAACACCGGUUCUCUCACACACGCGGAAGGCAGCGCCGUGGUACGGAUAGGCGAUACGACGGUAGUAUGCGGGAUCCGCGGCGAAAUCUUACUUGCGAGCAAUGUUGCUGGAUAUCGGGUGGACCAGUCGGCGACGGCGCCCUCGUCGAGUCCUGGCUACAAUGAGGCAAAAGAGCUAGAUUUGCUGGUUCCCAAUAUCGAAUUAGCGACUGGCUGCUCACCUGCUUUCUUGCCAGGCCAAUCGCCCAGUGUAUCGGCGCAGAGUCUGACCACGAGGAUAUACUCAUUGUUACAUUCCAGUGCGUUGGUGAACGGGGAUGAUUUGCGGAUUUGGUAUCAGCCGCCAGACCUUAGCGAUCAGGAUAAGAUGGUAGAAGACGAUGACGAUGAAGCUCCAGAACCGGAGGUCAAGGCAUUUUGGACGCUCUAUAUCGACAUACUCUUCAUUUCCCUGGACGGAAAUCCCUUCGAUGCUGCUUGGGCGGCUGUAGUGGCAGCGCUCAGGGAUGUCCGCUUACCAAAAGCAUAUUGGGACCCCGAUCGCGAGAUGAUACUGUGCGAUGAUUCGGUGGCGCAAUCGAAGAAGCUACAGUUGACGGGACUGCCUAUAGCGGUGACUGCCGUUGUGUUCAGGGCCAAGGAGUACACGCAGUCCAACGAUAAGAGAUACUGGAUUCUGGUUGACCCCGACACGUUCGAGGAGGAUUUAUGUGACGAGUGUGUUACUGUUGUAGUGGACUGUGGAAAUGGGAAGACGAGAAUGUUGGGCAUCUCGAAGGCUGGAGGGACUAUCGUGGGAAAAGACGAAAUAAAAGAUAUUGUGAGCCUGGCAGAGAGGCGGUUUGUUGAGAUCAGGGAUAUACUACAACGGUGA